AUGUCUUCCGGCAGCCCCGCUCGUUCUCGCUCUGGCUCCCAGGCCGCCCAGCGUCCCAACCCCUUCGGCCCUUCGAUGGGCUUCGACCCGGCCAAGCCUGAGGGCGGUCCUGAGAAGGACCACAAGAACACUCGAAUCGACUUGCCUGCGGAGGCGUACACCGUCGGCGCGGAUAGAAAAAACGCCGGCGAGACGCCUUUCGCCAAGCGCCCUGGAUUCAACACGGCCGGCAAGCCUUGCAACCUUGAGGUCAACCAGUUCCGAGUCAAGUCCUGGAACGACAAGGCCACGAUUUACCAGUACGACGUCAUGAUCUCGCCCACCCCGAUGAAGUACAACGUCGUCUUCCAGAAGGUCUGGAAGCAUGCCACGGUCCAAGCGAUGCUCAAGAAGUACAAGUGCCUGUGGCUCUGCGACGGUCGCAAGCUCGCCUGGGCUCCUGUUGCCAUCAACCGCGGUGAGGAGCGUCUCACCAUCGACCUUGAUGAGGGCCUUCCCCCUCCCAAGAGCGGCAAGCCCCGCCGCAAGGAUGACAACAAGUUCUUCUUCGUCAUUCGCCAGACGAAGCAGAUUCAUCUGUCUGCCCUGGAGGCCUACCUCAACAACCGUAUGGACUGGGACAACUCCGUCCUUGAGGCGAUGAACUUCCUGGAUCACCUGGUCCGGCAGUACCCCACGGAAAACCUCCUCUCCAUCAAGCGCAACUUUUACAACGAGCAUCGCAAGAAGGCCUUUGACCUUGGCAACUGCAUCGAGCUUGUCAAGGGUGUGUACGCGUCCGUUCGCAUGAACCAAUCCUUCAGCGGUAGCAUUGGUCGAGGACUUGGACUGAAUGUGGACGUCGCCAACACUGCCUUCUGGAAGGGCAACAUGCAGUUGCACAUGUUCGUCCGUUCCUUCCUCGAGACCUGCGACAAGAGAUGGAAGAACCAGAGCCCCGAUGACAUUGCCAGGCUUCUUGCGCCCGUCCGCCAAAACAGCAAGAACGGCGCCGUCUUCGUCAUGUCUGACGCCUUCAAGCACCUGCGCAAGCUGGCCAAGCUGCGUUUCACCCCUCGCCAUCGGGGCAAGGAGGACUGGGCGAAGGUGUACGUAAUCAAGGCCAUCGCAUUCGGGCAGGAAUACGGCGAGAGAGGCGCCACCGCCAACAACAUCAAGUUCACCAACAACGGCGAGGAAAUGACGGUCGCAGAGUACUUCCAGAAGACCUACGGCUUCAAGCUUCAGUUCCCCAACUGGCCCCUCAUCGAGACUCAGAAGGCUGGCUUCUUCCCCAUGGAAGUCUGCAUUAUUAAGCCAAUGCAGCGCUACCCCUACAAGUUGGGUCCUGACGAGACGGCUAUGAUGAUCAAGGGCGCCGUCACGCGUCCCAACGUGCGCAAGGCGGACAUCAUGGAGGCGAAGGCCCAGUUGGCGUGGAAGGAUGACCCCUACCUCAAGCAGUACGGUGUCGUCUUCGACGAGGCUAUGGCGAAGACCCAAGGCUGCUUGCUUGAGCCCCCCAAGAUCCAGUAUGCGAACAACGUCGUCAGCCCCAUGUUCGCCGGCCGCUGGGACCUUCGCGGCAAGAAGUUCUGGGUCGGCAACCGUCAGCCCCUGCAGUCCUGGGGUAUUCUCAUCCUUGAGGACUCGACCAGAAAGCCCGCUGCCGACCAGUUCGUCAAGAUGUUCAAGCAGACCUACACUGGCCAUGGAGGCAAGAUUCUGAAGGACGCUGUUGUCAUUGACAGCGAGUCUAGACAGGGUGACAUGGCCUUGGCCUUGGCCAACGGCCACAAGGCGAUCAAGAAGGCUACAGGCAUGACGCCCCAGCUGAUCUUCUGCGUCCUGCGCUUCAACAACGCUGGCUCCUACGAGCGCAUCAAGAAGUCUGCGGACUGUCGCUUCGGCGUCCUCACCCAGUGCGUUCUUGCCCGCCACGUCGAGAAGAACCAAGGCCAAUACCACUCGAAUGUCGCCAUGAAGGUCAAUGCCAAGCUGGGCGGUAUUACCUGCCGCAUCCCGAACCAGAAGCUUGGCCCGAACAGCAAGGCCCCUGCCUUCUUCGAAAGGGUGACGAUGAUGAUUGGCGUCGAUGUCUCCCACGCGACCCCCGGCAUCGAUGCCCCUUCCAUGGCCACGAUGACUAUGUCCAUGGACCAGGACGCCACCUUCUACGCCGCUGCAGUCGACACCAAUGGCUACCGGGUUGAGAUGCUCUCUCCCGUCAACAUUCGCAACUUCCUGGCCCGCCUGAUGCCUACCUGGCACAAGCGCAUGGGUCACCCGGCUCCUCCUCCCCACAUCAUCUACUUCCGCGAUGGUGUCUCUGAGGGCCAGUACGCCCAGGUUCUCGAAUACGAGAUCGGCACGCUGAAGGCCAUCUUCAAGGAGAAAUACCCCGGCGCGACCCUUCCCAGGUUCACCGUCAUCGUGGCUACCAAGCGUCACCACGUCCGCUUCUUCCCCCAGCAGGGUGACAAGAACGGAAACCCUCUGCCCGGCACCCUUCUCGAGAAGGAGGUCUGCCACCCCUUCUGGUGGGACUUCUAUCUCUGCUCGCACGUCGCCAUCCAGGGCACGGCCCGCCCUGUCCACUACACUGUGCUUGUCGACGAGGCCAACAUGAAGCCUAACGAUCUGCAGAAGAUGAUCUACGGCCAAUGCUACCAGUACGCUCGUAGCACCACCCCCGUCUCUCUGCACCCGGCCAUCUAUUAUGCCGACCUGGCUGCCGGCCGCGCUCGUGCCCACGAGAACAUUGCAACUUCCCAGGGCUUCCGCAGCGGACCCAAGGCGGCCGAGAUGGUCGAGGAGUACGGUGCUCGUGGCCAGAGCAUGUUCGAAGGCGACAGACCUACCGAAGCUCUUCAGCUUCUGCCCCUCGGCGGCGCCAGUGGUGAUGCCGACCCCGCCUCGACCGAGAUGUUCAGGAACACCAUGUGGUACAUCUAA
Colletotrichum chrysophilum is the source of this 2934-nucleotide messenger RNA. RefSeq lists its product as uncharacterized. Gene Ontology annotation, molecular function: RNA binding; protein binding. The coding region runs from base 1 to 2934 and encodes 977 amino acids. The transcript has a single exon. NCBI's taxonomy places the organism in Eukaryota, Fungi, Ascomycota, Sordariomycetes, Glomerellales, Glomerellaceae. The record is from RefSeq and is a predicted model, not a curated record.